CGGGCUCCAGGGACCCUCCCUCAUUACUAUCGGGACCUUCCCGCCACCAGGUCCGCCGGCCCUGAGCAUCCAGGCCAAGUGUGAUCCCUGCCUCUCCAGCCCAUGCCAGAACCAAGGCACCUGCCACAAGGAUCCGCUGGCCGCCUACCGCUGCAUCUGCCCCAGCAGGUACAAGGGAAAGGACUGCGAGGAGCCCGUGGACAGCUGCUCCAGUAGCCCCUGUGCCAACGGCGGGACCUGCCAGCCCCUGGAGCGGGAGGGAGCCGGGUUCACGUGCCUUUGUGCAGCAGGAUUCGAGGGGCCGACCUGCAGCGCCAUCACAGACGCCUGCCAGGAACAGGACCAGGCCUGUGCCAACGGGGGCACCUGCGUUCCUGGGCUAGGAAACUCCACCUGUCUGUGCCAGCCCCACUACACAGGACGGGCCUGUGAGGAGUUGCUGGAUCUCUGCUCCGACGAGCUCAACCCCUGCCAGCCCCAUGCCCAGUGCGUUGUCACCGCCGAGGGGCCCCGGUGUGAGUGCACCCCCGGCUACGGGGGGGACAACUGCAGCCUGGACGAUGCCUGCCGGGACCACCGCUGCCAGCAUGGCGCCCAGUGCCAGUCCGAGGGGACCGGCUACUCCUGCCUCUGCAGGCAGGGCUACAGCGGGCAGCUGUGUGAGCUGCCGCCUCGUGCCCAGCCUGGUCUCUGCCAGCGGGACGAGUGCCAGAAUGGGGCUGACUGCGUGGAGCUGGGCAGCCGGGCCGUGUGCCGCUGCCCCCCCGGCUUCGGGGGCCCCAAGUGCGAGAAGCUGCUGAGCGUCAACUUUGUGGACCGGGACACGUACCUGCAAUUCACCGACCUGCACAACUGGCCACGGGCCAACAUCACGCUGCAGGUCUACCACCGGCGAGGCAAACGGGAUCCUGCCUGCAGCCCCAUGACCAUGAAUGGCGUCGGCAAGCCCCACACUGCUGAGCAAGCAGAGGCGCCACUCUAUGUGGGAGGCAUGCCGGUGGACGUGAACUCGGCCGCCUUCCGCCUCUGGCAGAUCCUCAACGGCACCAGCUUCCACGGCUGCAUCCGCAACCUCUACAUCAACCACGAGCUGCAGGACUUCACCAAGACCCAGAUGAAGCCGGGGGUGGUGCCAGGCUGCGAGCCCUGCCGCAAGCUGUACUGCCUGCAUGGCCUGUGCCAGCCCGACGCCGCCCACGGCCCCGUCUGCCACUGCGAGCCAGGCUGGGCAGGGCCGCACUGCGACCAGCAGGGCCACAGCCCCUGCCAGGGCCACAAGUGUGUCCAUGGGGACUGCGUGCCCCUCGAUGUGCUCUCCUACAGCUGCCAGUGCCAUGACGGGUACCGUGGCGCCCUGUGCAGCCAGCCGGGGGAGCUCCACAACCCCUGCAAGAGCCUGCCGUGCGUGCACGGGCAUUGCCAGAUCUCGGCCCAGGGGGAGGCCUCCUGCGAGUGCCAGAGCGGCUAUGCCGGCCAGCUGUGCAACCAAGAGUCGGCGUGCCGGGGUGAGCUGGUGCGGGACCACCCCCAAGUGCAGCGAGGCUAUGCCAUCUGCCAGACCACGCGCCCCGUCUCCUGGGUGGAGUGCCGGGGCUCCUGCCAGGGCCAGGGCUGCUGCACGGGGCUGCGCCUGAAGCGGAGGAAGUUCACCUUCGAGUGCAGCGACGGCUCCUCCUUCGUGGAGGAGGUGGAGAAGGCGAGCAAGUGCGGCUGCACCCGGUGCAUGUAGCAGCCGGCGGCGGCAGGCGGCAGAGCCGGGGUCCGCCGAGGAGAACGCCGAGGAGACUGGGGUGGAGCCGCUGGAGGCAACGCCCGUGAGCCGGGACUCUCAAAGCCCAUGUGUCUGCCCGAGCCAGGCCCUGCCCGGCCACCCUGGAGCAGGGGCUGCCACGUGCCACAAGCCACCGCAGAACACCCAUGUAGAUAGGGAGGGUUUUUAAAACUGCAGCUCCCCAAAAGUAUUUAUAGUGGGGUGGCCAUGGGGAGCAGGCCCAGCCCCCACCCUGUGUUUGUGUCUCUGCUUUGUACAGCCCCAGAACCACGCGCUUCCGGCCUGCUGUCAGGGCAGCCGAGGAACCGGGGGCCUGGCCACUGGGUGGGGGUCCAACCCUGCUGCCUUUGCCACACUCGGCUCAGUGAUGUGACGUUGGCUGUAACGGCAGCAGUGUCAGUUCGUAGGCAAUGCAGGAGCCAUGGUGGCCAGAGACCUGGACUCCCCCUGC
Messenger RNA from Chelonoidis abingdonii (Abingdon island giant tortoise), 2222 nucleotides. The record is from RefSeq and is a predicted model, not a curated record. NCBI's taxonomy places the organism in Eukaryota, Metazoa, Chordata, Testudines, Testudinidae.